Messenger RNA from Fusarium musae, 726 nucleotides. RefSeq lists its product as uncharacterized. Bases 1 to 726 code for a protein of 241 amino acids. Lineage: Eukaryota; Fungi; Ascomycota; Sordariomycetes; Hypocreales; Nectriaceae. The record is from RefSeq and is a predicted model, not a curated record. The transcript has a single exon.
AUGACACCGGCGAUCCAAGUACCCACUCCCUCCGGCCAACGGAAUGGUCCCGAUAUUCCCGGCGCCGGCAAGUUCAAGGUCCCCAAGCUACGUCUUGAGUGUCGCGAUCUCUCUCACCCUGGAGCUGCGGUAUUCCUCAGCUCUGUCAACGCUGCCGAGUGCCUCGCCAAGGCGGCCCAGCAUGUACUGGCGCUCCUGUAUGAAUCGCCCACGUGUCCCACCACAACAAUCCCGACGACACGAUCUGUGACAGUGAUCCUGCGUAGCAUGUCAGGUGUAGCUUACACCACCGGCUCUGACCUCGACAGCGACCAUAAGGAGAUUCACUUCUCAGUCGAGUAUAUCGCCAACAUUCACCCCAUAUCUCGUCGCACAGAGGAAAUCAACGGUGUGCUCACUCAUGAGCUCGUUCACUGCCUUCAGUACAACGGCCAUGGAACAUGCCCAGGUGGUCUGAUAGAAGGCAUCGCAGACUGGGUGCGACUUCACUGUCUUCUCAGUCCCCCUCACUGGAAACGCGACAGCAAUGGAAAGUGGGACGCUGGCUAUCAGCAAACGGCCUAUUUCCUGGACUACUUGGAGGAGCGGUUUGGAAAGGGAACCAUUUGCCGCCUGAAUGAGAAGCUACGGAUUCAGAAGUAUGAAGAGAAGCCGUUCUGGACCGAACUGGUUGGGCGGCCAGUUGAGCAACUUUGGGGCGAUUACAAAGAGAAGCUUGAGUCGUAG